AUGUCGUCGCUGCCCAGGCUGUGCUGCGAUCUGGAGCUUGGGAACAAGGAGGCAGGAUUAGGCCUUCCCCUGGGGCUGGGGCUGCGUCUGCUCCACCCUGCAGCCCUUGGGAGCAGCCGCGUGCGGCAGUGGGAAGAGGCAGCUGCGGAGGCCAGCACCAGGGUCCCCGCGCCAGCGGAGAGGCUGCUCCCGGCACCAGGAUCCUGCCUCGGCUCUGUGGCCACCUGCUCCCACCCAGGCCCCCUCCAGGUGAUGGUGCCCUGCUUCGGCCCCGGGCGAGGGUCAGCGGCGCUGUCCCUGUGGGGGCGGCACUUUGUGGCCACAGACCCGUCGUCAGGGCAGGACGCCUUGGGGAGGUCACCCGUCCCUCCCCGGCUCACUGCCGCGCUUCCCUGUCCCGUAGGCAUCGUCGAGAUCCGAUCGGUGCGUGUCGGCGUCGUGGCCAUCCGGGCGGUGCACACCGGCUUCUACCUGGCCAUGAACAAGCAGGGGAGGCUCUACGGGUCGAAGGAGUUCAGCCCCAACUGCAAGUUCACGGAGCGCAUCGAGGAGAACGGCUACAACACCUACGCAUCGCUGCGCUGGCGGCACCGGGGCCGCCUCAUGUUCCUCUCGCUCAAUAGCAAGGGCAGGCCGCAGCGAGGGGGCAAGACGCGCCGGCAGCACCUCUCUACCCACUUCCUCCCCAUGCUCGUCAGCUGA
Haliaeetus leucocephalus (bald eagle) is the source of this 702-nucleotide messenger RNA. RefSeq names its product fibroblast growth factor 22 (gene FGF22). The coding region runs from base 1 to 702 and encodes 233 amino acids. Gene Ontology annotation, biological process: positive regulation of cell population proliferation; cell differentiation; fibroblast growth factor receptor signaling pathway. The transcript is spliced from 3 exons. Gene Ontology annotation, molecular function: growth factor activity; fibroblast growth factor receptor binding. Lineage: Eukaryota; Metazoa; Chordata; Aves; Accipitriformes; Accipitridae. Gene Ontology annotation, cellular component: cytoplasm. The record is from RefSeq and is a predicted model, not a curated record.